Messenger RNA from Hordeum vulgare subsp. vulgare (domesticated barley), 1661 nucleotides. Its product is annotated as probable LRR receptor-like serine/threonine-protein kinase At3g47570. The transcript has 3 exons. The annotation marks the transcript as partial. Gene Ontology annotation, biological process: protein phosphorylation. Gene Ontology annotation, molecular function: protein kinase activity; ATP binding. The record is from RefSeq and is a predicted model, not a curated record. NCBI's taxonomy places the organism in Eukaryota, Viridiplantae, Streptophyta, Magnoliopsida, Poales, Poaceae.
UGUGAGGCUCUGAGCCUCCGGCGACUCACCCGCCGUCCGCCGCUCGCCUUCUCCACUGCCGGCAUCGAACGCCUCCGGCAGUUCCCUCACCGCCUCGACGCGCGUUCGCCACCUCCCGAGCCCGUGCGGCUCGGUGGCAACCCCACCACUGGCCGUCGCCUGCCCGCCGACGCCGCGGGAGCCUGGCCUAGGGUUUUCUCCUUCCGAUGCGCAGCUCGCAGCUCGACGGGUUCGCUCCCUUCCACGGCCUCCUCCGCCUCGGACCUUGGAGUAUCAAACCCCAGCAGCAACCAUCGCGUCGGCGGCGUGGAAGAAGAGGACAAUAAGAUUCUCGGUGUGUUAUGUUUUGUUGCCAACUGGAAGAAAGAAGUGGUUGCUGACCAGAAGCAAAGAGAAGUUCAUGCAUGUUCUAAACACAAGGAGACGCUGAAAAAGAUAUCAUAUGGUGACAUUCUGAAAGCUACCAACUGGUUUUCUUCACUCCAUACUAUCAGCUCAACCUGUACUGGGUCAGUUUAUGUUGGUAGGUUCAAAUCCGACAGGAGUCUAGUUGCCAUCAAGGUAUUCAACCUGAAUGAGCCUGGUGGAUAUGAUAGUUACUUUAUUGAGUGCGAGGUGCUACGAAGCACCCGCCAUCGGAAUAUAAUGCGGCCUAUGACCCUAUGCUCGACACUUGAUUCACAAAACCAUGAUUUCAAAGCACUGAUCUUCAGGUUCAUGGUUAAUGGCAGCGUUGACAGAUGGUUGCACUCUGAGCAACACAAUGGAAUCCCGGACAGAGUGCUGAACUUUGGCCAGAGGAUAUGCAUAGCAGCAGAUGUGGCUUCUGCUCUCGAUUAUGUCCACAACCAACUGACGCCUCCUUUGAUCCAUUGUGAUUUGAAGCCACACAAUAUCCUUUUGGACGAUGACAUGGCCGCACGGCUCAGUGACUUUGGCUCAGCAAAGUUUCUAUUACCAGGCCAGGUUAUCCGUAAAAGCUUGGUUGAUGUCGGAGGAAUAAUUGGAUACAUGGCACCUGAGUACGGGCUGGGCUGCAAGAUCUCUGUAGGAGGCGAUGUGUAUAGUUUUGGAGUGCUUCUACUGGAGUUGCUUACGGGAAAGCGACCAACCGAUGAUAUGUUUGUCGAUGGACUCACCCUUCGCAUUUUCUCUGAAUCCAUGUUCCCUGACCUAGUUGCGGAGAUGCUAGAUCCUCAUAUGGCGCAUGAGGAGCAUCAAGGGUGCGUAGAAGCAUGGAUGCAGAGAUAUAUCGUCCCGUUGGUUGCUCUGGGGCUGUCAUGUACUGUGGAAUCUCCGAAGGACAGGCCUGGAAUGAAAGAUGUUCCUGCAAAACUUUCUGCUCUCAGAGACGACUUUCUGGAACGCCAUCAUGACGAUUGACGGAUAUUUCAGCUCUGUUAGAGCAUGCUGAUUUGUUAUCGUUAGGAAUGUAGUGUUGCAACUACUAGUAAUUUUGCAUAUUGUACCCAAUCUACUGAAAGUGCCAAGUGCCCAAUGUGAUUUGCAGUGAGCAACAGUUGGCUACUGAAAGUGUCAACUAUCCUUUGUUGCGGGUUUGCUGAUUAUUUUCAUUUUGAUCUUAAGGUGUAUGUAUGGCGAAAUUCCUUAGUAGCAUAAACUGUACUCUAUAUAUCAAGGUAUUUUUCUGUCAGAUCUUA